AGAGAACAGAAACCCAACGCAUUUAUCCGUCACAUUCUCGAUGCCUUGAUUCAUUCAGUCAAUCAGGAGCAUCACCAGCGCACACUGAAGUUUCUUUCAGCACACUGACUGUAAAGAAGAACAAUGAGUUCAGAAUCGAGGCACAAGAAGAAGAAAAAGAAUAAAUUUGGUGCAACAUCACCGCCAUUUAUUGAUUAUCUGAAAGAGAUUUUAAGAAGGUACCCGGACGGGGGACAAAUACUGAAGGAGCUGAUCCAGAAUGCAGAUGACGCGGGAGCUUCUUCUGUAGUGUUCGUUCAUGAUGAGAGACAUUAUGGGACUCAGAGCCUGUGGAGUGAAGAGCUCAGAAAGUAUCAGGGUCCUGCUCUCUAUGCCUUCAAUGACGCAGCCUUCACUGAUGAAGACUGGGAGGGGAUUCAGAGAGUCGGCCGAAGCAUCAAGCAAGAGGAUCCAACAAAAGUUGGGAGAUUUGGGAUUGGCUUCAACUCUGUUUAUCAUAUUACAGAUUUGCCAUGUGUAUUCAGUUCCAAACACCUAGCCAUCUUUGACCCACAAAAGAUGAUGUUUGGAGAUGAUCAGGAAGGCUACCGAUGGUCCUUGAAUGAUGAUGAAGACAAAAAGAGUCUUUUGAACCUGAGAGAUCAGUUUCAGCCCUUUCAAACUCUUGUCAGUGUAGUCAACAACUCUUCCUGGGACAAAGUCAUCAGUGAGGAGCAGUACUUCAAAGGAACACUGUUCCGGUUCCCUCUGCGUAAUGAAGCUUCUGAAAUCUCGGAUACGUUAUAUGACUAGAGGAAAGUUACACAGCUUUUUGACAGUUUCAUUGCUGAUGCAGACAUCAGUCUUCUUUUUCUGAGAAAUGUGUCGUCCAUUGCUUUGCUGCAUAUUGACGCCAAAGGCGUUUGCAGCAAUAAGCUGAAAGUUUCAGUGUCAACUAACCCAGUUUUGCCUCAUGACACGGAUCUGUGUGAUAUCAAAGAGGAAUCUCUGGACAGAAGAACCUUCUUCAAAACUGUAUCACGCAUGUCUCCAAUGGAAGAAACAAGAUCCCAGUGGCUUGUGACACACUGUCUUCUGAAACAAGGAUAUAGACCCGAGAUCGACUUUCUGGCCAACAAGCUAAGCUUCCACCCCCAAGUUGAUGUAGCAUUUCAAUUAGAUGAGGAGAGAUCACUUUGCAAUGGACGACUAAGUUGCUUUCUGCCCCUUCCAAAUAACGAGUCAAACACAACUGGGCUUGCUGUCCACAUCAAUGCUUGUUUUGGCCUGACGGACAAUCGGAGGUACAUCAAGUGGCAAGAGGAGGAUCAGAAGAACGACGAAGCUGCAGUGUGGAAUGAGCUACUACGAAAGAAUGUUCUUCCUCUUGUGUAUCUAAUGAUGAUCCUGGAUGCUAUUCAGUUAUCCAGAAACUCAGCCUUGCCUGCUGCCUCUGUGUACAAUAUUUGGCCUGACCUGACUAAGACUGUACCAUAUGACAGAUGGCAUGAUGUUGCAGUAAACACUCUGAAGCGUCUGUUUGAUCACAAGAUCUUUCAUCUUGCUGAUGAUGCGACCAUCUGGGUGUCUGCCUCACAUGCAGUUUUUCCGGUCAACAGUAUAUGCAGUGACACAGCGACUGCAGUGUCGAGAUUGUUGAUUGCACAAGGAGAGAAACUCAUCUCUGCCCCAAAACAUGUUUUGAAAGAUGUGCAAGAAACCCUUCCUAAGAGCGGCACCUUGAAAUGGGUGACUCCAUCUUUGGUUAGAGAUGUCCUUCGCAGAAGUAAUGUUGAAAGCCUCAGUAAAGAUGACAAAUACUGUCUUCUUGAGUUUGUUCUCAGUGAUGAGAAAUAUGCAGAGCUCCAAGGUCUUAAACUUCUGCCUCUUAGUGAUGGAACCUUCACAUCCUUUAAUAACACAGAGCAGAACACUGUUCUGAUUGAAAGCGAGAAGUUUCCAAGAACAUUGCUGCCAUUUUGUAAAGAAAGGUUUUUACCCAACAAUCUAAGUCCUUCAUCCACUGUGCACCUAAGGAAACUUGCAGCAAAAAACACAUAUAAAAUAAUCAAUUUGGAGGCAAAACACAUUGUUGCACUUACCAAGAAGCACUUACCCUUGGACUGGCAGGACACCCAAUGACAUGUGACAUGGAAACCAACAACAGAUCGUCAUCCACCAAAGAGCUGGCUGGUGGACUUCUGGAAAUUUCUUAGUACUGAAUGGGAUGAUUUAAGUGACUUCAUUGGUGUGCCUUUGAUACCACUGGAGCCUUUCCAAAAUUAAGGCAAUUCUGUACCGUUAGCAAAGCUGCAGAAGAACACAACUUUGAUCUUUCAGAGUAGCGGGGGGUCCAGAUUAUCUGAUCAUGUUCAGAAAGUGGUUAAAAAGGUGGGAUGUACGGUCAUAAAAAGAGACGAGUGUCUCAGGCAUCCUAACAUUGAGACUUAUGUUCUUGCAGCUUCACCCAAAAACGUUCUUCAAGUAUUCUUGAACUCAAACAGAGAUCAGCUCAUCAAAGACAUUGCAUCUGCUUCACGACAUGACAUAGAAGAGCUUAAAGUCUACCUUUCUUCUGUGGAUUCUCUCUCAAAUGCUGAACAGAGCUUGCUGUCUGUUUUACCAAUCUUCAGAUUGAUGUCUGAGAAGUAUGUUGCUGUCAAUUCAAAGCAGGCUGUUGUUUUAGGCACCAAUCCAGCUAUUCCAAAAAAUCUGCCCAUGCCUGAAACCAUUGUACAGUGUGCAAAUGAAGCUGACCGCAGACUUUUGACUCUUCUCAAGACUGAGCUUUUGGAUGCAGCUAAGGUGGCUAUUCUUUUGAUCAAUGGCAUUAAGACAGCUUCUUUCAACAAAGAUGAAGAACACUCAAUAAUGAGCUGGAUACUGAAUCAUGGUAACAUUCUGCUUUCACAAAGUGAGCUGCUGCUAACCAAAACUAAGGAUCUCAAUUUUAUUGAGACCCCUCUGGGAGAACGCAAACAAGCUUCAAACAUGUAUGAUCCUAGAAAGAAGACAUUCCAGGACCUUUUCGAGGCAGAUUUCUUUCCUCCACCCAUAUAUACAAAGACUCAAGAAAUGCUAGAGACCUUACAACGACUUGGCCUAAAAACAGAAGAGAAAGAUAUAUCCCCUGAAAACAUACUCCAGGUCGUAAAACAUAUCGAAAAGCUCCGUAUCCACUCACCAAACAAGGCUUUCAAAAAGGCAGAUACUCUUGUUGGAGUGUUGAAUGGGAAUAAUUUACUUUCAAAACUCACACAGACACAAAAACCAGCGCUGAUGCAAAUGCAGUGGGUGCCCUGUGAAAAUCCAAAGUGCCUCAGUGGAAGCAAUUAUAAAAAUCAGAAGAGAGGUUUAUAUAAACCUGUUGAAGUAAGACAUUCAAAGUACUCUUCAAUUGUUGGAUAUGUAACGCCACUUAUCUCUGAGUUGACAGAAAAUGUUUGUGAACAUCUCAGUCUUUAUGACCCACCUCCAGCUGAAAAGGUCUUGGAAAACCUCUCUGUACUGGCAUCAAUAGCAGCUGACACGAGGAACCCAGAUUCAGAUUUUCAGUUUAAAACGAAGCUACAUAAUAUCUACAAAUUCAUGCAAGACAAAGUAGGUAAAUUUAGAGAAGCAAUAAGCAUGAAAUGCACGCCUUGGCUUUGGAAUCAAAGUGAGUUUGUCUCUCCUAGAGACAUAGUUUUAGCCUAUCCAUCUGAUUUGGAUGUGAGCCCCUACAUCAAGAAAGUCCCGGAAGAGUUUUUGCAAUAUGAAAACCUGCUAAAAGAAUUUGGUGUGAAGGAGACAUUGUCUGAUGAGGAGAUUGAAGAAGUUCUCCAUGACAUAAAACAAAGAAUCGAUGAUAGGGAUCCACCUUAUGGAGAUUCCACAGAACUCAAGGUAUCAGUUGCCAUUCUUGACUGGAUGCGAAAAAAUGAGAAGUUUUUGAAGGACAGUACACCAGUGCCUGUCAUGGCACAAAACAAAACAUUCACUCUGCAGACUUUGUCCAAAACCGUCUUCUGUGACAUCAGUGCUGAAGGAUUAGAUGACCUGAAACAAGACAACGAAGAAUUUUAUGUCAUUCAUGACGAAGUGUUGCCAAGUACUGCAAGGUGGUUGAAAGUCCCAUUCCUUAGUACUCGCAUCCUAAAACCACAGUUUGUAAAAACAGAGCAAGAGUGCUUUGGCAUAGAACAGUGUGGGCAGUCAGAACCUAUAACGCAAAGAAUCAAGAACAUUCUUAAAGAGUAUGAUGAGGAAAGCGAUAUUUUCAAAGAACUCAUACAAAACGCUGAGGAUGCUGGAGCAAAAACUUGUAAAUUCCUCCUUGACUUCAGAAAACACAGAGACCCUCCAGAGACUCUCAUUGAUGAAGGAAUGACCCUCUGCAAUGGACCCUGCCUUUGGACCUUCAACGAUGAGCUCUUUUCAGAAGAAGACUGGCAAAACAUUGUCAAAGUGGGAUCAGCAUCAAAGGAAAACAAAGUUGAGAAAAUUGGGAAGUUUGGCCUUGGAUUCAAUGCUGUUUACCAUGUGAGUGACAUUCCCUCUGUUUUGAGUGGGAAAAGCCUUCUCAUACUUGAUCCAAAUGUCACUCAUUUGGAGAAGCAUAUACUCAGCAAAGGAAACCCUGGGAUUAAAAUAGACAUCUUCCAGAAACGACUAUAUAAGAGGUUUCCUGGACAGUUCAAGUCGUAUGAGGGCAUUUUUGAAUGUGAUCUGUCAGCUCAAAACAUCAACAAAGCUUACAAUGGCACAUUGAUUAAAUUACCAUUUCGCACUGAAGAAGAAGCAAAAAAGUCAGAAUUCAGUUCAAAGGUAUACAAUGAAGAACACAUUCACAGCUUUAAACGUCAUUUGACUGAAAACUCACAAACCCACCUACUUUUUCUGAAGAACAUUCAAUCUAUGUCACUUCAAAUUGUGCCCGAGAAAGCAUUUACCCCUCCACAGAAUGAUCAGAUAGAGACUCCUCUCAAAAUGACAAGAGAGGUCAUGAAUUCAACUGCUGUCUCGAAUGACAAACUUAUCCAAGAGACCAAGAACAUCUUAAAAACUGGUGACAUCACAUGCCACAACAUAAUUGACUACAACAGAGCACAGAUUGUCAAAAUAGUUCAAGAUCACCAAGUGACGCCGCAGACCCAGUACUGGCUUUUGUACUCUUGUUUCGGGACACAGGAUUCUAUGCGAAUGUUCCGGAGGAGAAAUGAAAAUGAACAUGUGUUUUCUUUGCCAAUUGGAGGAAUUGCUGUACCUUUGCAAAGAGAAGGACAAACAGAAGCAUGGUCUCCUGAUGAAGGCCUGUGUGGCCAGGCUUUUUGUUUUCUUCCUCUCCCAAUUGAGACAGGUCUUCCAUUCCACGUCAAUGGGACUUUUGCAGUCACAUCAAACAGGAAAGCCCUGUGUGAAAGAGGAGUAAAAUCUGAUUGGAACAAAGCCUUGCUCAAAGAUGCUCUAACCUCUGCUUACAUCACCACAUUGCUUGAGCUCAAGAAAAUGACCCAAAAUGGAAAGCUCAAGAGCUAUUUCUUCUACACCUUCUGGCCUAACAGAGAGAGAGUAAGCAGAGAAUUUCUACCCAUGGUUGAGUCUUUCUACUCAGCAAUAGCACAAAGUGUCAACAGUAAAUCUCUGGAGCUCUUCAGCAAUGGACAGACGUGGGGUUCUAUAGACAGGGUGAAAUUCCUGCAUCCAGAAAUUGAGGAGAAUGCAGCAGUUGGAGACAUUGCCAAGAAAGUGUUCUUCAAUAUGGGAGACUCAUACUCCUGUGUUGUUUCUCUGCCGUCAUGGAUAAGAGAGAGUUUCAUUCAAUGUGGUUUUAAAGAAAUUAUAAAACAGAGAACAAUCUGCUGGCCUGAGUUUUACGAUGUCGUUUUCAAGAACUUGAGAACCAUGGACACACACAGCAGAAAUUCUCUUGUUCUAAAUGCUAUAGACCUGAAUGAUAGAGAGGUUGAUGUCCUAUUGAAAAGGUACCCAUGCAUUCCAACACAGGGAUGUGAGAAGCUUCAAGUAGUCAAGAAACUCGUGAAUCCUUCUGGUAAAGUGGCGUGUUUGUAUGAGCUCGAGGAGGGACGCUUUCUGGAAGGGACAGCAAGUGACUUUCUUUCACCUAAAAGGAUUCAGCGACUAUCAGAUCUGGGAAUGCUGAGUGAGCGUCUGCCUUUGGAGGACAUCAUAGAAAGAGCGGAGAAGAUACCCAGAGCUUGGCAACAGGACAAAUCUAAAUGUUGCAAACGUAUUCAGUGUCUUGUUGAGUUAAUGAAAGACUCUACAUUAGAUGUAAAUUCUCAGCAGUGGGACUCACUGUCUCAAAUACCGUUCCUUCCUGCCAUAGCUCCUUUACUUCAGCAGAACAAAAACGCCACUGUUCUAAAGAAACCCUGCGAGGUUUACAGCGAGAGGUGUCGUGAUGUAGUCAGCAUGACAGAAUUCACAGUGGAUCAUAUAAACCUGAGAAUACACAGUUAUGAUACAGUUCUCAAAACACUGCGUGUACAGACAAAUCCACCAGUUCAGACGGUGCUGCAGCAGCUCUUAAAAGCACAUCAACAUUCCAGUGCAUUUGAAAAGGCUCUUCUUCAUAGCAUCGCUUACAUGAGCUAUGAAUACCUCAACACUCACUUGUUGGAACAGAAAGAUCCUAAUCCCAUUAUUGCCCAUGCAAAAUCAUAUCCAUUCAUCUUCAUCGAGGAACGUUUCGUAAAUGUGAGGUCUGUGGCCAGAAAUAUGGAAUUUGAGGAAAAGCCAUAUCUCUAUGUACUUCCAGCUAUCUUAUCUAAAUUUGAGAGGCUUUGGGACUGUAUUGGCAUUUCAAAACAGUUUACAAAAGAGCAUUAUGUUGCUGCACUUGAGGAAUUGAAGACUGUGAAUGGAUCUCGCUCUCUUUCCACUGAAGACCUUAAUAAAUAUAUUGCAAUACUCAUGAAAGGGCUAAAUAAAAUCAAGGACUCAAAGCUUGAAAACUGUCUCAUUCCAGAUGAAAAAGGAGUAUUGACAUCAUCUAGAGAGCUCAGAUUUAAUGACAGUCCAUGGAUGCCUGUUUCAGGUGGCAUCAGGCUCUCACAUGAACUAAUACCUCGCACUGUUGCAGUUCAUUUCGGUGUAAUGACAACAAGACACCAUACGCUGAAGAACUGUUUGGUCAGUGGGUUUUCCCCUUUUGCCAGAGAGUUUGGACAAACUGAGAAGCUAACUGUCAGAAUUAAAAACAUAAUUGAUGCAUAUCCAUCCAAAAAGGAUAUUCUGAAAGAACUCAUUCAAAAUGCUGAUGAUGCAGAGGCGACAGAAAUUCACUUUGUGUGGGACAAGAGACAACACAGCACACAAAAAAUAUUUGGCAAAAAAUGGGAAUUGGUUCAAGGCCCGGCACUUUGUGUCUACAACAACAAAACAUUUUCUGAUACUGAUCUUCGAGGUAUCCAGCAGCUGGGGGAAGGAGGAAAACAAGGAACCUUAGGGAGGACUGGGAAAUAUGGACUGGGGUUCAAUUCUGUGUAUCAUCUGUCAGAUUGUCCAUCUAUCCUGACUGGUGACAAAUGGCUCUGCAUUUCUGAUCCAAAUCUUAAAUUUGUAGAAGGUGUGACAAAAGAAUCCCCAGGUUGCAUGUUUUCACUGGAAGAUGAAUUUAAAAAGUCUUUUGAGGAUGUUUAUCACACCUUUCUUCCAAAAAUGUUUGCACUCAAUUCUGGAACCAUGUUCAGGCUUCCUCUCAGAACUGAGAAAAUGGCAGAAAAAUCUGAAAUUUCUAUACAUACAGUCACAGAGUUUGACAUGAAGGAAUUGUACUCAGCCUUGACUGAAGAUCCUGAGGGGCUCAUUCUCUUCUUGAAACACAUCACAAAAAUACAGUUCUCUGAGAUUAAUAAAAGUGAAAAAGAACCAAAAUGUUGUGUCGUUAUUGAGAAGAAAUACAGAGAAUGUACAGAGAAAGGCAUAAAGAGCAAGGAAAACUUUGACACUCAUGUUCAAACAUGCCUCAUGUCAGGAAAAGCAGAACCAUGCAAAACCAUCUACAGAAUGCAAAUCUCAGCUGGAAAUAAACAAAGUAAAUGGGUCAUUGAGGAGCACUUUGGAUUCUUAAAACAGGAACAUGCAAUUGACAACGGGCAGAAAUAUUUGAAGGUUCCUCAAGCAGCGCUGGCAGCUUGUUUAGCCAGAACAUUUACUAACAGUUUUACUGGAAGGGCAUUUUGCUCAUUGCCUUUGCCAGAAGAAACAGGUUUACCAGUUCAUGUGAAUGCAAAUUUUGAAGUUGAUUCUUCUAGAAGGGACCUGUGGAAGGAGGAUAGUGAUAGUUUGAAGAUGAAAUGGAACCAGUCAUUGAAAGUAAACAUCAUUUCACCACUCUACGCCGACCUUCUGUUACAUCUCUGUACCACCAUGAAGAAAGAUACACCUACUGCUCUUCCAUUCCUCAAGGACCAGCUGCAGGUUUCCUGCCUUCAGUACUUUCCGUGCAUUUCAAAGGGAGUAGACAAAGGCUGGCAUGAAAUGAUCUCAGAGGUCUAUAGAUCAGUCAGCCAGCGUGACCUUCCUGUCAUUCCCAUAGUACACAGCCAACAUGACCCUCCUAUCAAACCUACAGCACACGCUGUUUUGUCAUCAUACCAUCCAAGUCUUAAGUACAUAGUUAAUUGGUGCUCUAUGUCCAAAUCAGAUUCAGCAGAUUGUCCUUAUUUUACAACUGGAGACCAUGAUAACAUUUUUGAAAUUUUAGAUGACACUGGAAUGAAAUUGGUACCACACUCCCACAAAAUAGAACAAAUAAGAAAGAAUUUCAAAGCAGCUGGUGUAAAUGUGUCAGAAAUCAGUCCUUCAACAAUAAUAAAGUUCAUGAAGCAAAGACCCAUGAAUGAUCCCACACAAACAACUAAAGGUUUACCUUUGCCCAUUAAACAGACACUCAUCAAGGACAAAGCAAGAUGUUUCAAACUUUUGGACUUCUGCUUGACAAAAGAUGAGAAAAAACAUGUCCCAAAUACAGAUGAGAAAAAACCUGUGCCUGACCUCAACGGACUGCCUCUCCUUCUCACGCAAGAUCAGAUGUUAAGAGUCUUCAGUUCUCAAACCCCAAAGAUGAUAACAAGGUUUAGCAUGCUUUUCCCCAGACAUGAGAAAAUGUUUGCAGACCUGCGUGUCAAUGGAAAGCAUAUCAAAGUUCUACAAGAGGGAAGGUUUAUUAAGGACUUAACCAUUGCCACAGGAGCACAGAUUUUGAAAGACGAACUGGCUGAACUGCUCAGAACAUCUUCAGCAGAUCAACAGUGACAGCUGUAUAAGGCAGAGAAAGAGACAAUCUCAUGGCUACAUGAUCUAUGGAACUUCUUUGUUGAUCAAGAAAAAAACUUUAAAGAUGAAAAGGAGAAUGUCUUAAGUGAGAUCAAAAAACACUUCAAGGACAGCCCUAUUCUACCAGUCACCUGUCCAAGUCAAAAUAACACAAACUUCUUACAAACGAUGACCAAUCUACCAAAAGUGAUUCUGAAGUCAGAUGAGAAAAUAACCUCCAUUCUCAUUAAACUUGGCUUCAUGACAUUAGACCGCAGCUUUUUCAGUUCCAUCACAAACAAUACUGAUCUCAUGAAAUUUCGUCUCAGUUAUGUGGAUCCUGAGCUCUUAAAAACAGGAGAACGCGGUGCAGUUUUGGAGCAGAUUUAUCAAAUUCCUCAUGGACAGUUUAAGCUGCUGUAUGAUGAUGAAUGUGAAGAGCUUCAGCAGUUCUUACAGCGUGGGAUCAGAGAUUCCAAAAACAAAAGUGAAUAUGAGAGCAAGCUCAAGUCUUUGCCCCUGUUUGAGAUAAUAUGUGGAAAACGAGAGAGAAUUGAUUUACACAGAGAGAUAUUCAUUCUGGACUCUAAACAUCACACUUACUUUUCAAACAUGUACGCUGUAGAUGGCUGUGACAGUAUUUUCCUCAAGAACAGCUGGGUGAACUUAAAACUGGCAGAAAGUCUGAAAAUUCUGAUUUUAGAUGACCUGGAGUUCUGUGUCAAGUUUAUUCUUCCUUCUGUAGAUAUGAUGACAGAAGCCAAACGUCUUGAUUUAAUAAGACUGUUAGUGGAACUUGUGGUAACGUAUAAACCAGUGGACCAGAGGAUUGUCUCAGCUUUGAGAAAUGUCAGAUUCAUUCAGGACAUUCAUGGCUUCUAUCAGAUGGCCUCAUACUUCUACGACGAGGAAGAAAGCCUUUACAAGAUAAUGCUUUCAGAAGAAAGAUUUGUGCCCAAACAGUUCUGGAACCGUUUGAAAGAUAAACAGGAUGAAGCAAAACAUCUUUUAAGGGCUCUUGGAUUGAAACAUAAAGUGUCAGAUGAGGAAAUCGUUCAGUUUGCAAAACAGAUUGAAUCUGACACUAAAGGCAACACUCCACUUGAUGUCCUGAAGGAAAGAUCAAAACUGUUGUUUCAGACUGUGAUGUCAAAGAGUUCUGAGAAAAACUCGUAUUUAUUGGGCAGAGUCGCUAACAUCAAAUUCAUCUUCCCAGUACAAAUCCAGCCAGCCCUAUGUGCUUUUCACAAGCCCUUCGCUCAAGAGAGAGACACUGUUGCAAUCAGUGGAUCAUUGAUUGACGGACACAGUGAUCAUCAAUAUCUCAUCUGGACAUCUAUGCCAAUACUACCCUCACAACACUUCUAUCCAGAAUUCAGAAAGAAAAUGAAGGCAGCUGGAGCUUUGGAUACUCCACCACCACAGAAAAUAUCUGUCAAUCUGGAAAACAUCUGUAGGUCUAACUGCCAAACAGACAGUUUGCUGAAAACAAGAAAGAAAGUGUUUACCAAAUCUUACGCACACCUGCAGUCAAUAAGCUUUAAAGCCUCUCUGUUCUCAGAUCUCCCCAUUAUCUUGGUGGAAAACAAGACAGCACUUGUGAAAGCCAACCAGACCGCCUUUGUGCUAAAUGAUGAUUCUGACUUCAGACCGUAUUUGUACAACAUUCUCCCAGAUUGUGUGAUAUAUCGUGACUUCUUCAAGAAGAUCGGUGUAAAGGACACUCCUACUCUCCAGCAAUACAUCACUGUUCUUCAGGAGAUCUAUUCAGAUAGUUGUGACAAAGACAACCUUCAGGCAAAUCAGCAGAUAACAGUCCGACGUGUUGUUCAGCAGCUUUUGUGUCUGAUAAAAAUGGAUAAAAAGCAAGUCUUUUCACCAAACGACACACUUCAUCUCCCAUCAACCGAUGGAAAACUCUAUGAAUCCAGCACAUUGUUUUUCAAUGACACAGUCUUUCAAGCAUCACGACUCGAGGUUCCUUUGGAAAAAAAGCUGAAACUGCUUGAAAAAUUACACCACUGUCAUCUUGGAACUGAUCACUAUGAACAACAAGAGUUGUUGCAGUUGCUUCCCCAGGAGAUUCGUCCCAAAUUUCUUUCGGACUUCAUUUCUGAAAACCUGGAUGAGGCAAGUGUCCAGUACUGUGAUUAUGAAGAGGGAUGUGAGUUCAGUGGCUGGUUUGAAAAACACUUGUCUUCUGCUGCUUUUCUUCAUGGGCUCAUCUGCCUCUUAAGAGAAGAGAGCCGAGGUGAGGUUUCACAUUCAGAAGCUGCCGCAAAGUGUGAAUCAAUCUUUUCUAAGAUUCAGAUUUUCUGUUGCAAAACUCUUCACACUGAGCUUCUGCUCCACCAGGGGCCACUGGAGGGCAGUAAGACCGAAACAGAUGUUUAUGUGCAAAAACAGGAUGACGGAUGUAAUUUCUACCUGAAACACAAUGAUGACAUGAGCCCCAAAGUAGUGAAUGAAGUGACCAUGUGUCUUACCAAAGAAAUCAAUGCUCUACUGAAGAACUGUCUGUCCACCUCAAACCUUCCAGUGCUUGGACAACUUCUGCUGUGUGAUCACAUGGAGGAUGUUGAGAAAACCUUGUCAAGGCAUAACAUUCAUAACAGUGGCCACAACGAAGAAGACCACAAUGGCCUGCCAAAACCUGGAAGAUAUAUACCUGAAGAGUGGCACGACUGCCUCAACAUGAACUUCUUCAACAAUUUUGAAAGUGGAGAGUAUGUUGGCUACAGUAAGGAUGAGUCGGGGGAAUAUUUCUAUGCCAUUGUUAUAGAACGACUAGACGACUCAUUUAGACAAACAAGCCAAUAUUCUGCCAGAUAUAAAAUACAAGUUGACAACGAUGACAUCAUAGAAGUGAGUUCUCUUGAUCUUUUCCAGUUUAAAAGGGAAAAGAAGUUCAUUACGCCAACAGGACCCACUUGCAAAGACUUAGAGCCUCUUUUAACGUCUGAGCCUCCAUCCAAACGAGACUUUCCACAGACGUCUGAAGAGGUCAAACGAGACUUUCCACAGACGUCUGAAGAGGUCAAACGAGACUUUCCACAGACGCUUGAAGAGGUCAAAAGAGAAAUUGACCAGAGUUUAACUGAAAUCUGGAAAAUGUCACAUGAGGACAAGCAGAAGGCCCUCAAACGUCUUUACCUCCGCUGGCAUCCAGACAAAAACCCAGGCAAGGAAGAGCUUGCCACGGAAGCCUUCAAAUACCUGCAGAACAGAAUUGAAGAACUACAGCAAGGGAAAACUGCACACGACACAAACUCGAACUGGAGAGACUUCUCAGAUUUCUUUCACAGGUGGAACACGGAGGCUAACAGCCAUCGGAGGGGACGAGAGAGGUUCUAUCAGAACCAUUCCAGACGCCACUAUAACUUUUGGUCAAAUCACACAGAAGCUCCGAGGCCGAAAAGACCGGAGGCUAAACGCUGGUAUGAACAGGCAGAAUGUGACCUCAGAGCUGCUCAGAAUGACACUGGAGGAGACAGCUCCGAGUGGUGUCUGUUUAAAGUGCAUCAGGCUGUGGAGAAAGCCCUGAUAGCAGCCAUGUACAGGAGGAGCGGAAAGCAUCCCGGCAGCUGUUCAAUAACAAGUCUCGCUCAGCAGGUGUCUAACUACAGCUCAGAGCUGACUUCUCUACCCAACACUGUCAGACAACUCGCUGAACACGGCGUUGAUGGCAAAAAAACUCAAUAUCCAAACCUACACCCGAUUCCUCACAUUCCAAACGGGCGGUUUAACGUUAACAGUGCCAGAACCGCACUGGAUAUCGCAGCAAAGCUUCUGGUGAAAAUCGACCAGUACAUUAGAAGCUGAUGUGUUCAGUAAUAUGGACCAAUGCAAAUAAAAUCUACAUGUUAAUUAUACAUUUGAAAUUUGAGACACCGUAGAGGCAUGUGGUUUGGUGGGAGGAGGCUCACUGUCGAAGUGUACUUAUCUACUACUAUUAUGUGUACUUAUCUACUACUAUUAUGUGUAGUUAUUAUAAUUAUUAUUAUGAUUCCAGUCCUCCUCUUGUCUAACUAGUUAAAGUCGUUUAUAAUAAAUCAUUUAUAUGCAUUCAUCAUUGUACUUAUAUAGUCAUCAUAAUUAAAAAUAAAUCGCUGCAUUCCACUAAACUGAAAAUGUCUAAUAAAAAUGUCUGUCAAUCAGUUAAAUGUGUCAUUUUUAUUAAGAAAUAUUAACAUAAGUCAACCAAAUGAUUAAAUGACAGAACUACAAAUAAAAAAAAUCAAGAGUCACACAAUCAUUCUGUGAUACAGAUCCUGUAUGUGCUUUACAAUCUGUGCAACAAAACCAAGUCUACUGCCAUAUAAAAGAUGACGUAACCACCGGAGAAAUGAAACGUUGAGCAGCGUUUGGUCUGCAUUCAUGUUGCUGCAGUAUGAUUGAGAGGUUUCUGGUGUCCCAGUAAUAACUUAAAAACAAAAUCUGUACAACAAUUACAGCAGGCUCGCUGCCUGUCCUUAAACCAGUGAACACAAAUAAAGCAAACGCCGUUAGACAUCAUGUUUACAGUGCUGAAGACAACACACUGUAUCUGUACUGACAGCAAACAUGAACAGCCUUUCAUGUGUCCUGACAUCAACGUCCAUCUCUUCACUGAUUACUGCUGAAUUACGCAUCAAGAGAAACGGUUCUGUUACAUCUCAGUCAAUAAUAACACGUGGGAAACUAAAAUGUCACCUUCAUACAUUCAUCUGAAGUGAGAAUAAAAGAUUCGAACAAGAACAAUGUCAUUCAGUAAAGAGCUCAAAUGUUGCUAUGAAGUGUAAAUAUUUCUCAGAUUGGGACUUGGUUACCUGAAGAAGACUUUUUUCAUCAUUAUUACCCUGAUUACUGUCUUACGCAGAAGCUUAAACGUGAACAAAACAUGAUG
Triplophysa rosa is the source of this 14125-nucleotide messenger RNA. RefSeq names its product sacsin (gene sacs2). The transcript is spliced from 8 exons. The record is from RefSeq and is a predicted model, not a curated record. Lineage: Eukaryota; Metazoa; Chordata; Actinopteri; Cypriniformes; Nemacheilidae.